Orbicella faveolata is the source of this 1451-nucleotide messenger RNA. Its product is annotated as SMC5-SMC6 complex localization factor protein 1-like. Gene Ontology annotation, biological process: protein localization to site of double-strand break; DNA damage response; positive regulation of double-strand break repair. Gene Ontology annotation, molecular function: protein binding. Gene Ontology annotation, cellular component: site of double-strand break; nucleus. NCBI's taxonomy places the organism in Eukaryota, Metazoa, Cnidaria, Anthozoa, Scleractinia, Merulinidae. The record is from RefSeq and is a predicted model, not a curated record.
AUAUUCUGUCUAAACGAGGCUAGCAGCACAUUUUAAGCAAAUGACCUAAUAUUCAUAACUAAAAAUAACCUGUGGGAGUAAGACUUGUUAUCCCGCACUCGGUAACUCUGUUAAGAGUAUCAGUUUGUUAUUGGUAGUCAAUUUUGUUUGCAACCUGUUUUUAGGAACGUCAACCGACAAAGAAGACAGAUCCAUCGCCGAAAUAUGAAAGGCGAAACCAAUCUUCAAUUAAGCUGCAUCAAGAAUGAUGCUGUGAAGGUCAAACAGCUGUUAGCGUCAGGUGCCGACGCUAACAUGAAGGACAAUGCUGGAUGGACCCCGCUGCAUGAGGCUUGUAAUCAUGGCUACACAGGCUGUGUUCAGGAGUUACUGAAAGCAAGGCAGCUUGUCUAUGAAAUAAAACCUGGAGAUGACACCACUCAGGUGCUGAACGUGCUGUCUGCUCCUCUGUGUGGAACAACUCCUUUACAUGAUGCAGUGGGCAACAAUCAUUAUCAAGUAGUCGAGCUGCUGGUCAGAGCAGGAGGUUUACCUUUACUAGAAGCAGAAAACGAUCGCGGAGAAAAACCGAUCGAUUUGGCAGAAAAUAAAGAAACAAAAGAAUUCCUACGGGCCAUGGAAUUACAGUUCAGAGAAAAGGGCAACGAAGUUACAGCCCUCCGCCCAUCUGAGGAAUCAUACCAGGCUGUGUUAGGAAGAAAAGGGCGACACUCCACAAAUCAUGUUCCUGCUGAGAAAUGCGAACAAUAUUUGUUGAUCUUGUCACAUUUGGUGCAGGCGUACCACCGUAUGACAAGGGCGCGAGCUGGCUUGGCUUCUGACGAUUGUCUGUGGAUCAACUUUAAUGAACAUUGCAAUAAUCUUGAAGCUCACGUGACCAGGAUUGUUGCGGGAAGCCAUCUCUCAUCUCCAACUUGCAUCCGAAUCCAAGCCAUGAGAAUGUUGGCCGAGAGUUCUUAAGCUGGCCUGGUAUCUUCACUGCAUGUUCUUGAGCUGACCUGGUAACUACAUAGGCAACUUACCAAUACUUGUGAGAGAGAAACCAUGACGACCGCAAGAAAGUCACACAUCUAGACCACCGGCCCAGUCAACAGGUUGCCGCCAUGAUGGUUCAGAUCGUAGAACUAAUGCCUGCCAGAUAAACCAUGCCAUUUCUGCAGGGGCAAACGACUACAAAAACAUGGGUUUCAGUUUCUAAAAUAUAACACUUGAAUAGAAUUCGCUUUGAUCUUUUGUGAAAACAACAAAUUCAGAGUAGUCAGACUAUAGAAACUCCAAAACUAAUAAUAAAAGGUCAAAAAUAGCUUUCUAUUGUCCGACAAUCGGAUGAUGACUGUUAGUCUGCGCGGAAUUGACGGAGUCCCAGUGUUUGUCAUUGGUUUCAUUAAGGGCCGGGUACCGGCCAAAUUGACCGGCUGUGAGGGUGAUUUUGGUUGCCUGGUUUGACCAUG